Molecule: messenger RNA, 575 nt
Organism: Sinocyclocheilus rhinocerous
Lineage: Eukaryota; Metazoa; Chordata; Actinopteri; Cypriniformes; Cyprinidae
Gene: mt2
Product: metallothionein 2
Exons: 3
Coding region: 86-268 (60 amino acids)
Molecular function (GO): metal ion binding
Source: RefSeq, a predicted model, not a curated record
CCUGCCACAUCAACUCAUUCACAAACUGAGUGAAGCGAGAUUUCUGAGGGACUUUUGGGCUGUUUAAGGAUACUCUUGAGGAAAAAUGGAUCCUUGCGAUUGCGCCAAGACUGGAUCUUGCAACUGUGGUGCCAACUGCAAGUGCACUAAUUGCCAGUGUACAACCUGCAAGAAGAGUUGCUGUCCGUGUUGCCCGUCUGAUUGCAGCAAGUGCGCCUCUGGCUGCGUGUGUAAGGGCAAUUCCUGCGGCUCCAGCUGCUGUCAGUGAGGAGGUCAACGUGACGUUUUGCUACAAUGUGAACUUGUUUGUCUGUGCUGCGCGUCUUCGUUUUCUGAAUCGCAUGAAUGAUUUUUUUUUUUUUUAAAACAAGAUAAAUGACCUCCAGUUUUUCUCUCCAAAUCUUUUGACUGUUUAAUGUUGCAAAAUCGCUUAACAAAUGCUAAAGAGGGAAAUAAUUCACUGAUUUUGUACUGCUACAAAUAAGACCAUCACAAGCUGUCUGUUCUUUAUAAAAGGACAAUUGUAAGUUUUUCUGCAAUGCGUUUUGUCUACAAUAUAUAAAUGUCAGCAGUUA